GAACCUGCGGGCGUCGGGGACCGCACCGCCGCGCGCCCGCUGUGAUUAGCUCGCGGGGCGACCCCGGAGGGCGGACUCUCCUCACCCUCGUGUCUCCUCCUCCCUCUGCCUUUUUAAGGGACGCCCUCCAGGCAGAGCUGUCAGCCACCCCAGGCCCUCUGCACUUGGCCGCAACUGGGCUGUCUCUCGCCUGCGUGACAGUCCGGGGCGGGAGCUGAAUUAGCCGCUGGUCCCGAGCCCUGCACGUGGAGAGCCAAGCUGAGCUCCGGGCUCUGCCGGGUACCGGGCGACAACCCGCGAUCGGGACACUGCCCGGCCUUGGGGGUUGGUUGUUCAGGGCUCGACGGCCCGCAAGGAAAGCGGGGUGGGAGGCGGCCCGGGCCCGGGUGCUCCUAGCGCGAUGAGCCUGGCUAAGGGCGGCCGCUGCUUCAGUCGCAGCCUCCGCGGUGGCCUUCCCCGAGCCCUGGUCCCCUCGCCCUCGCGCACCAUGCUAUCCUUCGGCCAGCGAAGCUCGCAGAGCAGCCCACGUCUCCUGCCUAGCCUCUGCUAACCCACAAGAGCGCGUUCUUGACCGGGUGGUCAACUGGCCGCGUGGUGCCUCGGGGAGGCGGAACCGUGGUCCCCGGAGCCCCGACUCCGCCCUCCGACUCUCCAGCUGCCACCGGGCGCGGGGCGGCGAUGGGGGCGCUGCUGGCGCUCUGUCUGCUCGUGGGCUUGCUGCGCUGGGGCCCGGCGGGCGCGCAGCAGCCUGGGGAAUACUGUCACGGCUGGGUGGACGCGCAGGGCAACUAUCACGAGGGGUUCCAGUGCCCCGAGGACUUCGACACGCAGGACGCCACCAUCUGCUGCGGCUCUUGUGCGCUCCGCUACUGCUGCGCGGCAGCCGACGCCAGGUUGGAGCAGGGCGGCUGCACCAAUGACCGCGGAGAGCUGGAGCAUCCUGGCAUCACCGCGCAGCCUGUCUACGUCCCCUUCCUGAUCGUCGGCUCCAUAUUCAUUGCCUUCAUCAUUUUGGGCUCAUUGGUAGCUAUCUAUUGUUGCACCUGUUUGAGACCCAAGGAGCCCUCCCAGCAACCAAUCCGCUUCUCACUCCGAAGCUAUCAGACAGAGACAUUACCCAUGAUCCUCACCUCCACCAACCUCAGAGCAGCUUCCAGGCAGUCCAGCACGGCCACCAGCUCCAGCUCCACAGGAGGUUCUGUCCGGAGGUUCUCCUUUGCCAGGGCCGAGCCAAGCUGCUUGGCACCCUCAUCGCCCCCACCUUACACCACUGGUCACACCAUACACCUAACCCAGCCGUCUGGUUUCCUGGUGUCGCCCCAGUAUUUUGCAUACCCUCUCCAGCAGGAGCCCCCGUUACCUGGGAAGAGCUGUCCAGAUUUCAGUUCCAGUUGACGGGCAGUGGCUGUGAAUAGGCCAUACGGUGAAAUGGCAGCCGGGGAGAGUGUUGGCUGCCUUGACCAAGUCACGCUCACUUCUGAGGAAAGUUGUGGUCACCCAUCAUGCUCAUGGAAGAAAGGUCCAGAAAGGCUCAGCACUUUCUGGUCUUGAGGUCCUUGACUACAAAUGCAGGAGGCCUGACUUAGCAAUCAUGGGGAACCUGGCGACUUAUUCACCUUUUGUUAAAAUCCUCAGCAGCUGGUUGUUCAAUUUGCAAAUUGAAAGAAAAUAUUUUACUGGACAAUUCUGCUAUCCUUUGUAGAAAAGUGCCCUGUGUUCCUUUUCCUGUGUUGAAUUAUAGUACAAAUAUAAACAUAAAUAAGGAAGGACAUACACUUAACUGUAAUUAUAAAGGUUCACUUAAAAAUUAACUGUUAAGUAAACUUGAAGAGCCAGUGAACUACCUAUUUAUAAUUUUUGGAGCAACCUAACCAUAAGUAAUAUUAGUACGCUGAGAACAUCUACUUCUUAAAUUAAUAACAAAUUUUGUUUAAAAUAUGAGUUUUCUUUUUCUAAAAUACAAGGUUUCAGUAACCACUGGGAAGCUUAAAGUUUUAAAUAUAUACUCAGACAUUCGUAGUAACACAGAUUCUGGGUAAAAUCUCCUCCCCCACCAACCUGAGGGAAUAUUUAUUGCAGUUUUUUUGUUUAGCAAUAUUAGUGUUUAAAUGUAAGUUGGACAAUUGGGUCAUAAAACAUUUAUUUGUAUAAAGAAUUAUAUAAACAUGAAGAUUUGUAAUUUAAUUUACUUACCACAUUGACAAUACUAAUUAUUUAGAAGAUACACUGUAUCUUUACUCAAAGUCAAAAGGGGGAAAUUAGUGUAAGCAGUCAGUAUUCCACAUUUUGUGUGCCACGUGUUUGAUGUCUGGUGAUGACACAUAAGGACCAGGGUAGAAAAAAAAAUUUAUCUGGUUUCCUGAACUCUAUUUGAGGUUUUCAAAUCAGGAUUCUUUAUUUUAUACUCUUAGUGACUAUUCUUUUGCUAUCUAAUAAAAGGAUAUAUUUUUAUUCCACAUUCCAUCUUUCAAAAUUAAGGGAAAUAUUGGCUUCCUCAGGACUUUGGAAAGCAGCAGAGGUCAGUUUUUAUAAAGAGUCCUUAGAAAACAGUCUCUCUGUGGUCAUCAUACAUAAAUGUCACUUGACCUGUAGAAUUUGACCAUCCAGACAUUUUUUCGUAGGACAGCCUGGGUUUUUGUUAUAUCCUGCCCUACUGUGGGCUCAGGCCAAUUCUCCUCAGGCAAUACACCCAUCUGUUACCAACUCCAUUCCUGUUCAUCCACACGCUCCUUCACGCUUAUCUACCACCAUAGGUGCACGUGGAGAGCCCAGCUUCUAGAAAUUCAUUCUGUCAUCUGUCACCUUCAGUAGCCCUGCCCCAAGUCAACAGAGGUAGAAUCCUGCCAUAGGAGGGUUAAUUGGCUUCCUUGUUUUUCCAGUUGAGGGUCAGAGAAAACCAGUUGGAAGGCAUUAUGCCUUUACCAGGAAUUUAGAGCGGUGCCAGCUUCUAGUUGCUUCCUUCUCCCGCAUGCAAAUUUGGUCUUUCUCCCAAGUAUUUAAGAUGGCGGAAAAAACAACUAAGGAGACAGCUGGAUGUAAAGAACAAAUGUCCAAGACUGCGCUCAAAGCCACACACCUGGAUCAGCAUCCUGGUUGUAGUAGCUCUGUUCUGUUUCUUUGACGGUUUUAAGUUAACUUCUGCUGAGUUCUUUGUUCUAACGCAAGUCAAGCACAGCGCUGAGCAGUUGUGGAUUCACUUAUCUGAUCCUCCAAACAACUCAGAGGUAUCUUCAUUGUCAUCUCACAAACCUGGAACUGGAGGAAGAGACUAAAGUGUGCAACUUUCUAUGGCAAGUUAAUGCUGGAGUUGGUGUGUAGAGAAUGCUUCAAAUGCCAGGAUGACACCGGCUUUAAAUUUUAUUUAGCUUCUUUUUGAGACAGGGUGUUCCUACAUAGCUAGGCUGGUCCAGAACUCAUGAUCCUGCUGCCUGAGCACCUACAUCCACAUACUGCGGUUAUGGCUGUGUGAUGUCAUACCCUGAUUUAAUGUGCUGAUUCAUGGCCCUACUAAGUGCAAUGAAUGUUUCUUGUUUUGUAAUCUCUUUAAUUGUUGAAAAAUGAAUUACAGGCAAUAUACCUGUAAUUAAAACAAACCCAUUUGGUAUGCUAAUGAGAGGGGGAGAGAGCAAGAAUGAGAGCUGGAUGGGAGAGAGAGAGAGAGAGAGAGAGAGAGAGAGAGAGAGAGAGAGAGAGAAUCAAAGCUUCGGUAGACUAUGAAGGACUCACAGAGAAGUGACUGAGCCAGUCUCACCUUCCCAUGCCCAGUUCCACAGUGUCUGCUAGAGUAUGGAAAUGCUCCCUCCCGUGCUAAGCAGGGUUCUAGCUCAGUGCCUGCAUUUUCUGUUUCCUGCUGCUUUGGAGAACAGAAUGCAUUCUUUAGGCACACUGAUGCUGAGUGAUUCAUGGAGCACUCACAUCUAGAUUUCCCUGCUGCUGUGGGAUUCUCCAACCAAUCAGCUGGCCAUAUAGUACUUAAAACUAGGAUGGCGUUGUGUGUGUAAUUUAUUGUAAUGUGACUUUCAGUGACAUUGAAUCAAAUCAUAUACUCAUGUACUUGGUGACACAAAAUGUAUCUCUGUACAAGACUUCCCCUUUGGAAGCUAAGUGGCUGCUAAUACUAUUUAUGGUCAUAACCUAAUAAAGCCAUCCCAUGGUAAUUUUUA
Molecule: messenger RNA, 4163 nt
Organism: Apodemus sylvaticus (European woodmouse)
Lineage: Eukaryota; Metazoa; Chordata; Mammalia; Rodentia; Muridae
Gene: Shisa3
Product: shisa family member 3
Exons: 2
Coding region: 679-1395 (238 amino acids)
Source: RefSeq, a predicted model, not a curated record